AUGUCGUUCUGGGACAUUCCAGGCAUCAAGGCCGGCGUGGUCACCGGCGAUGUUGCAUGGGCGCUGCUUCAACAUGCAAAGGAGCACCAGUAUGCCAUCCCCGCCUUCAACUGCACAAGCACUAGCACCAUCAAUUCUGUUCUGGAAGCCGGGGCGAGCCUCAACAGGCCGGUCAUGAUCCAAUUCUCGGAGGGUGGCUCUGCUUUCUUGGCGGGCAAAUCGCUGCCCAACGAGAAGGGCAAGCUGCAGGCGUCCAUUCUUGGUGCUGUUGCUGGCGCACAUUUCGUCCGUGCUGUGGCUCCUGCUUACGGCAUCCCGGUGAUUGUUCAUUCCGACCACUGUGCGAAGAAACUGCUUCCGUGGUUCGAUGGUAUGCUGGAGGCCGACGAGGCCUUCUUCAAGGCUCACGGAGAACCCUUGUUCUCGUCGCACAUGUUGGAUCUUUCUGAGGAGCCUGAUGAAGAGAACAUCGA
Messenger RNA from Symbiodinium sp. CCMP2456, 473 nucleotides. The record is from the annotation of a GenBank genome assembly. Lineage: Eukaryota; Dinophyceae; Suessiales; Symbiodiniaceae.